This is a messenger RNA of Caenorhabditis briggsae, 927 nucleotides long. The record is from RefSeq and is a predicted model, not a curated record. Lineage: Eukaryota; Metazoa; Nematoda; Chromadorea; Rhabditida; Rhabditidae.
UCGCUGUGCAAGAAUCUCUUUUAUUUUGUUCUAUUCGAUACUAUUCGAGAGAGAAUGACUUCUACCGUCAAACGUGUUGAAGAAAAGGAGCAGCCCAAAUCAAUUGGCGCCAUCAUCUGGGCAGAAUGUGAGAAGAUCAUGCUGAGAGUGUUCGAUACAAGACCUCUUCCUGUUGAUUUUCCACGAAACCUUCUCAUGGAGUACUGUAUCAUCAUUCCACAAGUUUUACAUAGUUCAUUCAGACUCUAUGUGGCUCGAACUAUUCUUUUCGCCUCAUUUACUUUGGGAAUCCGAACAGGAGGGCUCUCGAUUUUCCACUAUCCCCUUCGUGAAGUUUUUGGACGUUUCAUCGUCUUCACCUUCACCUACUUGUUCCUUCCACUCGUUGGAGCUAACAUUGCAGUUCUUUUCAAGAAAGAAAAACUCACAAUUUAUGAGUAUCGAGUGACAAUGAUCGUUUGGGCAUUCUUAUGUGGAGUCUUCUCGAUGAUCACUAAUAUUCACUACUCGUUGGCUGAUUAUGGACCACCUAACUACUUCAUGCCCGUCAUCGUUGGACUAACUGCUCAUAUGAUCGGAAACAAUUUCGACAACAAUAGAAAAGCUCUCGUGGGAGUGAGUGUUGGAAGUGCUGCUGUUGUUUCUCUCAGCAUGCUCCUCCUGACUGGAGGAGUUUCGUUUGGAUCAUUUUUUUCUCUUUUCCUAUGCAGUAUCAAUGCUAUCGUGGCCCUCCAAUGCAUGAUCUACGAUUUGGUUGAGGAUGGACCAGGUGCCAGCUCCAAUUCUUCUUUCACCCAUGUUGUCGGCGUCAUUCUAAUUAUGCUCAACUUCCUGAUCGUCGUUCGUCUCACAGGAACCUACGUAGAAGAUCCAAACACUAAUGAUGUGGCCCGAGCUAAUCCUAUUUAUGCCGCACUUUCUGCUUAA